Messenger RNA from Caenorhabditis remanei, 1008 nucleotides. RefSeq lists its product as uncharacterized. The transcript is spliced from 5 exons. Gene Ontology annotation, cellular component: membrane. Gene Ontology annotation, biological process: sensory perception of chemical stimulus. Bases 1 to 1008 code for a protein of 335 amino acids. Gene Ontology annotation, molecular function: G protein-coupled receptor activity. Lineage: Eukaryota; Metazoa; Nematoda; Chromadorea; Rhabditida; Rhabditidae. The record is from RefSeq and is a predicted model, not a curated record.
AUGGCAAUCAUCAGUUCUCAAAAUCGAACAUGUGCAAGUGAAACUCUUCUGGAGUCAUAUCGAUCUCCGAUCUAUACUCUACAAAUUAUAUUCAACUGUCUUAUUCCAAUUGCUUCAAUGUUUUUCUUGGGAAAAGCAACAUAUCAACUGUGCACUCAAUCUAUCAUACAGUAUUCUACAAGAGUUUUGCUUAUUACAACAAUUAUGUUUGCCGCUUGUCAUCAAGCUGCUUAUUUCAGUUUCAAAAUCGAUCUUCUCCACACAAUGCUCUUCAAACUAAGUGAUCCUUGUUUUCUCCAACGAUCUUCCUAUGAUUGUCGAUUCAUUUCUUUUGCAUCUACUGCUGGAAACUGUGGAAUGACGCUGACCCAAUUAGCCAUGUCGAUUGAUAGAGCAUUGGCAUUGACUUUCCCCAAAAGUUACUACAAAUUGAAAGCUCUUCCUGGAUACAUCAUGGCUUCUGUUGUGAUUGUUCUAAGUUUCUCCAUCUGGUUUCUUCUAACAAUAAAUGACCCUCUAACCGGUUAUCUCAAUCAUUGUGGUUUCUACCCAUCGUACUCUACUGCGAACUUUGAAAGUAUGCUUGAUGCUACUAUGGUAAUAGCAACUCUCAAUCUAUUCUUCGAUUGUGGAUUGAUGUACUAUGCAAGACAACAGAUACGUUGGAAACGAUCAUACCAAUUCUUGAAUCGAUUCGAAUCCAGAAUUUCAUUAAACUGCACCCAAGCAGUAUUCGUCAUAUCGGUCUGUGAAUGCCUGUCAUUUGCUGUUUCCUCAGGUCUUAUGAAAUUGCUCAUGUUUGUUGGAAAUUAUAUAUCAACAGUCACCUACUCCACGUUGCUUUCUCUGUUCUAUACUUCUCCAUACUCAUGUCUUCUUCUGCCAAUUCUGAUUAGUAAAGUUUUGGUGUAUAUCAAAAAUCAAAGAACAAUCGGAAUCCUUUCAUUGCGAAAUGAGAAGCAAGACCUGGAGGAGCAUCACAAGAGAAUGAAAAUGGCUUGGAAAUGA